UGUAUGAGCAGCAAUCUGAAGAGUGAACCGAAAGUUUGUGUAAAGUUUUGGCGAUUGGAGAAAUGGCUAGCGCAGUGGAUGCUGUAGGAAAUCCGAUCCCAACGUCGGCGGUGUUGAUGUCGGCGUCGAAGCACAUAGAUAUUAGAUGCCGGAACGAGAAUGUAGCAUAUCUCAAAUGCAAGAAGGACGAUCCAAACCCGGAGAAAUGCCUCCAAAAGGGUCAACAAGUCACUCGCUGUGUCCUUAGCCUGUUGAAGGAUCUCCAUCAGAGGUGUAACAAAGAGAUGGAUGCUUAUGCUGGAUGCAUGUACUACAACACAAAUGAGUUUGAGAUGUGUCGUAAUGAGCAGAAGGAUUUUGAGAAAGCCUGUCCUUAUUGACUGGCUGACGAAUGAUGUUUUUCAUUUAAGAAAUAAAAAACUUGGAUGUAUUUGCAAACGGAGAAGAGCAUUUUGUUGUUAGCAUCUUUCAUCAAUAUGUUUGUAUUUGGAACCCUAAAACAGGGCACUUGCCAAUUUGAUGCUCCUCUUAAAUUUGUCUUCAACAUAAAUCAUGAAGCGGAAAUUCAUACAUGACUUGUUUUCAGAGCAUAAAUUAGAAUUUGGAUCGAUCGUUCUUUAA
Molecule: messenger RNA, 621 nt
Organism: Solanum dulcamara
Lineage: Eukaryota; Viridiplantae; Streptophyta; Magnoliopsida; Solanales; Solanaceae
Product: NADH dehydrogenase [ubiquinone] 1 alpha subcomplex subunit 8-B-like
Exons: 2
Coding region: 63-380 (105 amino acids)
Biological process (GO): mitochondrial electron transport, NADH to ubiquinone
Source: RefSeq, a predicted model, not a curated record